UGGGCGGGGCGUGCACGGGAGCGCGCUUCAGCGCCGCCGCGACGGCCUGAGGGAGCGCGCACGGCUCGGGGAGAGUAGCGGAGCCGGAGCGGCCGCGAUGACCAGCUCACCUGCGUCAAGAAUUGUUUAUAAUGGCAAACGAAACAACGGACCCCGGUCUCCGACGAACACCGCACCACAGGAGAUGUAUACACCAGCACAUGAGGAAAAUGUCAGAUUUAUACAUGAAGCUUGGCAGUGUGUGGAGCGAGAGCUGAGGACCCAAAUGUCAGGGAGUGAACGCGGACCUGUCCAGUACGUCGAGAAGAAUCCCAAUCCAAAUUUGAACAAUUUCACACCUGUCGAUCUGAGUGACCUGCGGAAAAGGAGCUUGUCAGAUGCUAAGAAAUCUUAAGGGAUAUUGUUGGCUGUGUUUGAUCUUUCCUUCGACAUACCACUGGAGCUUCCGUUUUGAAGUACGUUUUCUUUCAUCUUUGAUUUGGAGAGGAAUCCGGAACUGCCCACUCUCUUCCAGAAGAACGGACCGCCUGUCAGUUCCGUCCAACCAACGCGAGGAUGCAUGCGUUCAGCAUGUCAACACAAGUUCGUCAACGGUGCUAAUUUUGACUGAUUUUUGCCCAUCUCUCUCUCCACCACUGCUGUCAAGAACUAUGCUCCAUUUGAUAAAUUAAGGUCACGACUCACUCCUGUGUUUAAGAGGAGCAUAAUGUCCCUGGGAGGUACGCCUAAAACCGUGCACACUGGAAUCAGGGUGUCUGGUAUCCCCAGCUGCCAAGCUGGCUCUCCUGAACUGUCCUGUUUAGAGGUGGUGGGGUCGGAGGUUGGAAGAGUCAGUCUAGAAACCUUAAUGACUAAGAUUGGUUUAUUUAAAAAAAGUUCCCAUCUGCACAGUUCAAAGUUGGCAUCGGACUUGGCAGCUGGUAAAACAUACUGUCUGAUAUGCACAGAACCGGAACUAAUGUGGGGGAAAUAAAAGCCUGACUUAACUGACAUGACUGAGAGCAAUGAGCUGAAAGAUGGGAUUGUAACCUGCUUUUGUCGUACAGGCCACAAGUUCGAGCCAUCUUUGUAUUCCAGCGAUUACUUUCAGAUUAGUCUUAAUUUAAAAAGAAAUCAUAGUGGAGUUUGGUGUGGGGGGGGUGGUGAGGGAGAGGAAGAGGGGCUUGAGUACAGCCGUGGGGAGGAUAACCUUGUGUGUGUUUUUUUUGUAAACUUUUGUAUUUCUACACUCCUCAACACAUGACCAACAUUGUCAGGGUGGCCGUGUGGAAACGUAGACGUGUCAGUGAUGGCUCACCAUGCUUGAUACCUGAUAUCAUCCCUUCCUCUGGUCUGCCAUUGUGCGUAAUCCAGGUAUCACCGAUUACACAGCAGGGCUUCCACUGACUCCUACAGGUGGGUUUGAAUGCCCUCUAUCAUAGAUAUUCCGAUGGAAAGUGGGUACUUAACUGCCCGGAAAUGUGGGCAACUCUUAGGUGUCCUCUAGUUUCUAAGCAGUUUAUGGCUCACUUUCCUUCAGUGCAACUUUUUUUAUCAGAAGCUUCCAAAGUAAAUUUUUUAACCCCUUCAGCUGCACCCCGGACACUAAAAAGGUGUGUGCUGUUAAUUGUUUUUAACGUUGGCAACCUUGUCUAAGUGAAGAGUAACAUGUUGAAAAGCUAAUCUGUACUCCACUCUAAUACGGACACAUCCUUUUCAAACUGAAAGAAUGGUGUUUGUUAGAAGAACUGUAUAAUUUAGCAAUCUUCCUGAUGUAUAAGUGAGGGGGUAUUGUAAAUAAAACGUCACUUCAUUUAUGAGACCGUCUGUUCAAAGUAAAUUGAUUAUCAAAGUAUAUGCAACCCUGAGAUUCAUUUUCUUGAGGACAUUCAGUAGAACAAAGAAAUACAAUAGGAUCAUUGAAAAACUACAUACAACGACUGACACCCCAUGUGCAUUGUGCCGUGUUGGAUGACAUGGGCGAUCAUGGUCUCAUAAUCAUGAUUGAUCUUGGCAAUUUUUUCUACAGAAGUGGCUUACCAUUGCCUUCUGGGCAGUGUCUUUACAAGAUGGGUGACCCCAGCCAUUAUCAAUACUCCAGAGGUUGUCUGCCUGGUGUCAGUGGUCGCUUAACCAGGACUCGAUGUGCACCAGCUGCUCGUACGACCAUCCACCACCUGCUCCCAUGGCUUCACGUGACCCUGACUUGUGGCAGACUUCCUGUAACUGUGCUCAGAGGGGCUGUGUACAUGUUAAAGUUGUCAUUGGUAUGAAGGAUCAGAUAAGCCUGGUGAAGGUGAUCAGUGGUUGAGCAGCAUCUGCGGGUGGGGAGAAGGACCUAUCAGGGAUCUGAGUGCUCGAGCACAGCUUAGAAGUUCCUUCCCCACCCCCCCCAACAGAAGCUGUUCCACAAACGCAAGGUGCUUUCCUGCUCACUCACCCUCUGAUGACAAUGGAGAGAAGAGAGGAGAGAAGCCAGAACAAGGUGGGUGGAGAGGGAGGACUACCAGCUGGCCCAUGAUAGGUGAGAAGGAAAGUGGGUAAUUACUCCACCACCCCACUUCUCUCUUCCAUUCAGGUUACCAUCUCAUCCCUUCUCACAUCCUCCUGAUUCCCCUCCUUCCCUUUCUCCCAUGGUCCACAAUCCUCUCCUAUUAGAUUCCUUCUUCAGUCCUUUACCGUUUCUACCUGUCACCUCCCAGCUUCUCACUUCAUUCCCCCUCACUUGGUUUCACCUGUCACCUGCUAUUUUGUACUCCUUCCCCUCCCCCCACACUUUUUUACUCUGGCUUCUUUCCAGUCCUGAUGAAGGGUCUCGGCCCAAAAUGUUGGCUGUUUAUUUCCCUGCCUGAUUGAGUUCCUCCAACAUUUUGUGCGUGUUGCACAAGAUUUUCUGCAUCUAAAGAAUCUCUUGCGCUUAGGACAAUAUGAAAGUGGCUUCUACAGAAGAAAUUUAGCUGAGCAGUUUACUGUUUCAUCCCUUCUCACAUCCUUCUGGUUCCCUUCCAUUCCUUUAGCACAACACUUUACAGUACCAGUGUUUAAUUUCCACUGCUGUCUCUAAGGAGUUUGUACCUUCUCCCUGUGACCGCAUGGGUUUCCUCCCAUUAGUUAGGAGGUUAAUCGGUCAUUGUUAAUGGUCCCGUGAUUAGGCUAGGAUUAAAUCGGGUUGCUGGGUGGCGCGACUCGAAGGGCUGGAGGACUUAGUGCAGUACCUCAAUACAUUUUUUAAAAUCCAUUUCACAGUGAAAGAAGGGUGUUUCACAGAUUCUUAAUCAUCACUUCUGGAGACAUGGAGUGUUAACUGCUGCUUUUUCCACAGUGCUGCCCGACCCACUGAUUGUUCCCAAUAUUUUCUGCUUAAUUUCAAUUCAUUCUACAACUUAAAUCCUAGUGUGAAAUGGACUGACUCUUGCAGCAUUUAGCUUGUUGAACAGGGAGCAACCAGAGAGCAAGGUUACGAUGACUGGAUUCAUUUUUGAAGCAAGAUUUCAUUGAUUUCAUUCGUCCUGAUUAAGAAGGAAUAUUCCCAUUUUCUCGUUCUUCAGUCUUAUACCAUUGAAGUUUUUAUGUAGACAGGAGAGCAGACUGGCCCAACUUAAUAGGGGGUCAGCACUUGUUGUGUUCAAAGUAUGUAUUGGGAAGAGGUUGGAGUUAAUUGUUAAGGAUGUGGUUUUGGGGUACUUAGGCUACGUCCACAGUACGCCGGAUAAUUUUGAAAACGCCGGUUUCAAGUAAAAACGACAGGCGUCCACACUAAGCAUUUUUCAAAAUAUCUUCGUCCACAUUAGACGGAUAUUUGGGCGAAUCUCCUCCUACUGGGCAUGCGCAGGACACACAGAAAACAAGCGAAGAGGAAACGGUAUACCUGGUGCGCGUUUGUCCAGUUACAGAGUGGAGAAACUUAAAAGGAGUUGCUCUUGGCUCUCGCGCAGGAGGACUUAAAACUAAAAAAAUCAAAUACUGGGGCGUAUGGAGGCAACUAACAGGGAGUUCACGAACAGUAUGACCCGGCUGAUGACGAACAUUGAAAAACUGA
Mobula hypostoma (lesser devil ray) is the source of this 4018-nucleotide messenger RNA. RefSeq names its product MAPK regulated corepressor interacting protein 1 (gene mcrip1). The transcript has 4 exons. The coding region runs from base 98 to 394 and encodes 98 amino acids. The record is from RefSeq and is a predicted model, not a curated record. NCBI's taxonomy places the organism in Eukaryota, Metazoa, Chordata, Chondrichthyes, Myliobatiformes, Myliobatidae.